AUGGCACGCAACGGGACAAACCCCAACACCGACGUCACUUCCGCUGAUUCCCAAUCAGAGGGACACGUCCCUGGAGCUCGGGGGGUUGAGGAACCCCGCAUGACGAGAUCCCGAGCCCAGGCCUUGGCGAACGCAGCCGCGGACGCCCCUCAAGCACCACUUACGCUUGAGAACCUCGAUGAACGUCUGAGGCUUGUUGAAGAUCUGGACGGACGUGUGGACGACCUGGAACAAGAGAUCUCCGCAAUAGGUGGGAACACCAAGGAGAUGCUCGAGGACUUGGCCCGACAACACCGGAUAGAGCGAGACAUGACCGAGGACAGAUUCCGGCUCGUGCAGGAGACGCAUGAGCGUGAGGUAACUGAUUUACGUGCUUUAAUUAACGAGUUAAAACUCGAGUGCAGGACACAUAGGAACACCGCUCAAGCCGGGCCUGCCCAAGCACCUCACCAUCCCAUCCUCAAAGCACCCGAGCCUCCCCUCUUCAAUGGGACUCGGAAUGCACAAACGGUGGAGUCUUUCAUCUUCGGGAUUGAGCAGUACUUUAACUCCUAUGGGGUUAGAGAUGACCACUCCCGAAUCACUCAUGCUCCCACCUACUUUAGGGACUUGGCCCUACUAUGGUGGAGACGGGUUCUAGCUGACCAAGAGCGAGGAGAACGCCAAAUCAACACUUGGGCGCAAUUCAAAGCCGAGUUAAGGCGUCACUUCGUCCCCACCAAUGCCGGUGAAGAAGCUCGGACUAGGUUCCGAAGACUUCGACAAACAGGGAGUAUAGUAGAUUACAUUCGUGAAUUCUCUUCAUUAUGUCUUGAGCUUAAUGAUUUAUCCGACCGUGAUGCGCUAUUUCAUUUUAAAGACGGAUUGAAGGAGUUUGCUCGUCUUGAAGUUAACAGGAGGAAUGCACAGACCCUAGACGAGGCCAUCACUAUUGUGGAAGGUUUACCGGACUACUCGAGCCGUCCCAGCCAGCAGCCUCGGCCCAAGGAAGGGAACAGGCCUCGACCCUCGUUCCAAAACCGAGAACAGUCCCGACCUCACAAACCAAACCACUCACAAAGUCAUGGCCAAUCUAGGGAUCGCUCCAAGCCACCGAACCCCUGCUACCUAUGUGGGGGUCCACAUUGGGUGAGAGAAUGCCCGAAGAGAGCCAAGAUGAAUGCCAUGGAGACUCAACCCGAGAAGGGGAAAGAGAAAGGCAAAGGCAAGGUCACGGACAAGGACCAAGCUAGUGUUGGCUCCAUGUUACGCUUCGGGGCCCUCUCACAACCACCUCAAACCGAGAAGGAGGAGACAUCCGAGACCCCAAGACAAGGACUUCUCUACGCGGACAUUGAUGUCUAUGGUAAGAUCGUUCCCGCAAUGUUUGAUACGGGAGCAUCCCAUAACUUUUUGGAUGUAGGUGAAGCCAAGAGACUCAAACUCCGAGUAGAAGGAAGUGGAGGGACCGUGAAGGCGGUGAACUCUCCAGCCCUAGCAGCUGUCGGUGUAGCCAAGGAUGUCCGGAUCCAAAUAGGAGACUGGAUCGGGAAGACCGAUUUCACUGUCCUACCGAUGGACGACUUCAAACUCGUCCUUGGACUCACCUUCUUCCGGUCGGGAGAAACCUACUGUGGUCCAACUUCGCGAGUCCCCUACGAGCCUCCCCUCUAUCUCGGCUAUGCAAUUCAAAAGGGGAGUGAAGAGCUCGGAUUGUUACUUGGCCACGAUCCGAGACCUCAACGACUCGAGCUCCUCGGACCAACCACCCUUACCACGGGAG
Tarenaya hassleriana is the source of this 1762-nucleotide messenger RNA. RefSeq lists its product as uncharacterized. The transcript has 2 exons. The annotation marks the transcript as partial. The record is from RefSeq and is a predicted model, not a curated record. Lineage: Eukaryota; Viridiplantae; Streptophyta; Magnoliopsida; Brassicales; Cleomaceae.